AUGGAGCUGGCUCAGGAGCCAGUGACUUUCGAGGAGGUGGCUGUGGAUUUCACCAGGGAAGAGGGGGCUCUGCUGGACCCCACUCAGAGAGCCUUCUACAGGGAUGUUAUGCAGGAGAACUAUGAGACGGUGGUCUUGCUGGGUGAUGGGAUGGUGAGUGAGAACGAGGAGGAGAAACCCCAGCAGGAAGAUGCUGAGCAAGUAGAACCACAUGGAACGUUAUCAGGAAGAUCCAAAGGGAAUGUGUCUGGGAGUUGUGCACUCCCAGAAAAAGCAAAAGCCUGUGAGACUCAGCACAGGCCAGAGGAAAACUUCAGUAGCCACUCAAACCUUAUUACACGCGAGAGAAUCAACUUGGAAGGGACACGCUACACAUGCCAUAAGUGUGGGAAAAGCUUCAAUCGGAGCUCAACCCUUCUCACACAUUGGAGAACCCACACUGGCGAGAAACCCUACACGUGCUCUGAGUGCGGGAAAAGCUUCAAUCGGAGCUCUGCCCUGAUCACACAUCGGAGAAUCCACACUGGUGAGAAACCUUAUGCAUGCUCUGAGUGUGGGAAAAGCUUCAGUCAGAGGCCACACCUUACCGCACAUCAGACAAUCCACACGGGUGAGAAACCUUAUGAAUGCUCUGAGUGUGGGAAACGCUUCAUUGAUAGUUCAACCCUCAUCUCACAUCAGCGAAUCCACACAGGAGAGACGCCCUAUACAUGCUCUGAGUGUGGGAAAAGCUUUAAUCAGCACUCACACCUUAUCACGCAUCGUAGAAUCCACACAGGAGAGACGCCCUACACAUGCUCUGAGUGCGGGAAAAGCUUCAAUCAGAGCUCAAACCUUAUCAAACAUAGGAGAAUCCACACGGGAGAGAGACCCUACACAUGCUCGGAGUGUGGGAAAAGUUUUAGUCGGCGCUCAGCCCUUAUCACACAUAGUAGAAUCCACACAGGAGAGAAACUCUACACGUGCUCUGAGUGCGGGAAAAGCUUCAAUCGGAGCUCAAACCUUAUCACACACAGGAGAAUCCACACGGGAGAGAAGCCCUACGCAUGCUCUGAGUGCGGAAAAAGCUUCAAUCAGAGCUCUGCCCUGAUCACACAUCAGAGAAUCCACACAGGAGAGAUGCCCUACACAUGCUCUGAGUGUGGGAAAAGCUUCAAUAAGAGCUCAAACCUUGUCGCACAUAGGAGAAUCCACACCGGAGAGAGGCCCUACACAUGCUCUGAGUGUGGGAAAAGCUUCAAUCAGAGCUCAAACCUUAUCAAACAUCAGAGAAUCCACACAGGAGAGACGCCCUUCACAUGCUCUGAGUGUGGGAAUAGCUUUAGCCAGCACUCUCAACUUAUCACACAUUGUAGAAUCCACACAGGAGAGAAACCCUACACAUGCUCUGAGUGUGGGAAACGCUUCAGUUAUAGCUCAGCCCUUACCACACAUCAGAGAACCCACACGGGUGAGAAACCUUAUGGAUGCUCUCAGUGUGGGAAACGCUUCAUUCAUCGUUCAGCCCUCAUCUCACAUCAGCGAAUCCACACAGGAGAGAAGCCCUACACAUGCUCUGAGUGCGGGAAAAGCUUCAAUCAGAACUCUACCCUGAUCGUACAUCAGAGAAUCCACACAGGAGAGACGCCCUUCACAUGCUCUGAGUGUGGGAAAAGCUUCAAUCAGAGCUCAAACCUUAUUAAACAUCAGAGAAUCCACAUGAGAGAGACGCCCCAUGGAUUAUCUGAGUGUGGGAAAAGCUUCACUCAGAGCUCAAGCCUUAUUAGACCUCAGAAAUUCCACGUGGGAGAGAACUAA
Messenger RNA from Emys orbicularis (European pond turtle), 1797 nucleotides. Its product is annotated as gastrula zinc finger protein XlCGF57.1-like. Gene Ontology annotation, biological process: regulation of transcription by RNA polymerase II. Gene Ontology annotation, cellular component: nucleus. NCBI's taxonomy places the organism in Eukaryota, Metazoa, Chordata, Testudines, Emydidae. The record is from RefSeq and is a predicted model, not a curated record. Gene Ontology annotation, molecular function: RNA polymerase II cis-regulatory region sequence-specific DNA binding; DNA-binding transcription factor activity, RNA polymerase II-specific. Bases 1 to 1797 code for a protein of 598 amino acids. The transcript is spliced from 6 exons.